Molecule: messenger RNA, 3374 nt
Organism: Anguilla anguilla (European eel)
Lineage: Eukaryota; Metazoa; Chordata; Actinopteri; Anguilliformes; Anguillidae
Gene: eif2ak2
Product: eukaryotic translation initiation factor 2-alpha kinase 2
Exons: 20
Coding region: 435-2501 (688 amino acids)
Biological process (GO): protein phosphorylation
Molecular function (GO): ATP binding; protein kinase activity; double-stranded RNA binding
Source: RefSeq, a predicted model, not a curated record
UCCAAUAGCACAGAAAGAUAAGAUUAUGGAGUUUUCUGACUCAGUUUAGGAAGAGAGGAAUAAUUAUUCUUCCGACUGUUGGGGCUUGGCUCAAUGUCUGGAUUCUGGCAGGCAGUGGGACACUGGCUGGAGUCCUAUAUUUUUUGACUUUUUGAAUUUCCCUCGGAUGAUCUGCCACACGGAUUGUUUCCAGGUUUCAAUAGGCUAACACGGCGCAGUCGCCAUCGUUCGUGAUGACGUUUAUGUUGGGAAAUAGAAACUAAACCUGCUCAGCAAAGCGAAACUAUCUGGGUGUAUUGCGGUCGUUGUCCGCCUGUAAAUGGUGGCUAUUCUUUGCAUUUAUCUCGACUCAGCCAGCUUAUUUUUCUAAUUAGUUCUACAUCCUGACUGAAGAAAAUUCAGGUUCUUUGGACAAAAUGCUGGUUGUUUAGGCUAUGGAUGUGCAAAAUUAUGUUCCCAGACUGAAUGAACUUGCGCAGAAAUCCCGCUUGUCUCUGAGAUACGAGGACGUCUGUACAGAUGGACCAGACCAUUGUCGAAAAUUCACAAUCAGAGUUGUGCUGGAUGACAAGGUCUAUCCUGCUGGAGUUGGGGGCAACAAGAAAGAGGCUAAACAAAAUGCUGCAAAAAAUGCUCUACAAGCCAUCCAUGGUGAAUCUGACCAGCAGGAUGUCUCUAUGACCAGGGCAGCUGAAUGUCCCUCUCCACGCCCGAGCCUUGGGCCUAUCACACAGCCAAACUACGUGUGCUGGCUCAACGAGUACACCCUUAAAAUGAAGUGGACUUGCAGGCCUAUUGAAUCAACACAACUAGGCCCGCUCAACACUGCACAACGCUGCAGGUAUGUCGUUGACAGCAGGGAAUUCCCAGAAGCCUUUGGGAGCACAAAGAGAGAGGCCAAGGAGCUGGCAGCAAAAGCUGUGUAUGAGGAGCUAAUGAGAGAAUUAAACAAAGAGGGGGUAGACGAAAGCCAACCGGGAGAUACCACAGGACAAGCCACUGGACAAGAUGAAGCAUUGAGUCAGGGUUUGUCUGCUCUCUGCAGUUUGAAUAGGUCCUAUGCAGCUGAAACCCCGUCAAUGAAGCAUGAAACAAACUACAUAGGAAUUCUGAAUACGUACUGCCAGAAGACCAAACGUGUAUGUGACUACAAAUUGGUUGAAAAAAAAGGUCCCCCUCACAAUCCUGUAUUUGUGUAUAAAGUAGUGAUUGAUAAAAAGGAAUACCCUGAAAGCCAGGGGAAGAGUGCCAAGGAAGCAAAGCAAUUGGCUUCUCAGCUGGCUUGGGAAGCUCUUCAGGAGCAGUCUGACUGGGACAGCCAGGUGUCGGGCGGGUCGACAGUUUCAGAGGACGGCACACCGUCUCCUCCUUCUAGCGCACGUGAAUCUGAGGUUAAGACUGAAAUGAAUAACCAGGCCGAAAGCAGCAGUGGAGGCAUCGUCUUCCAAAGCUCUUCCACUGCUAACAGGCCUAAUAUGGCCUGCAGUUCAGCAGAUGUCAGACCAAAGAGAAAAUUGGCGCCUAGUUUUUCCAAUGCGCUAUCAAAGGAAAGUGGUGUGAAAAACAACAAUUUGAAAAAAGUACCAGAAAAGACCACUACAGACUCAUUGUUUUUAAGGGAGUAUGACCAAAUACAGUCAAUUGGAAAAGGAGGAUUUGGCCGUGUUUUCAAGGCAAGAAAAAUAAUUGAAGACAAAAAUGUUGCAGUGAAAAUUGUGAAGAGUACAAAGAAAGCCCUUCGAGAAGUCAACGCACUGUCAGACCUUCAGCAUCGCAACAUUGUGCGGUAUUACCACGCCUGGAUCGAAGACACGCGAUACCAGCAGGACCCUUCUGACUGCUCCAGCAGCACUUCUGACAGCGGUUCAACAGCAAAGUAUGUGUACAUCCAAAUGGAACUGUGUGAGGGAGGCACUCUGUGGGCGUGGAUCAAAGAGCGAAACGGCAACAGCGGCCAGGAAAUGAGGGACGAAAAGGCCCUGCACAUUCUCCAGCAGGUGGUGGAUGGGGUGCAGUACAUCCAUUCAAAGAAGCUCAUUCACAGAGACCUGAAGCCAUUGAACAUACUGUUUGUGAGUGACAAGACAGUGAAGAUCGGAGACUUUGGGCUUGUGACUUCGGCAGAGGGUGACAGCGAUGAAGCCAUGCUGGAGAGGACCAAAGGAAAAGGGACACGGUCCUAUAUGAGCCCUGAGCAGAUGAACCAGCAUAAAUAUGACAAAGAAGUGGAUAUUUUUGCUUUGGGAUUGAUUUACUUUGAACUUCUGUGGAGAAUGACGACAUAUAUCGAAAGAUCAAAAAUUUGGGAAGAUGUGAGAAGGCGAAAGUUUCCAACACAGUUCUGCAUGAAGCACAACACAGCGUAUAAACUGAUUGAGCGAAUGCUGUCAGAAAGACCAGAGGACAGACCAGACGCCAGAGAGAUUGCCUCAGAACUGGCUAAAUACUGCACUAGCAUUAAAGAAGAUCAGAAUGCACUUCAGGAACUGAAAACAGUUUGAGGUUACAGGAGGGAAAAACGAAAACACCUGUCAUGACGUGUGCCUUUAAACAUUGUGCUCCUUACACCAGGUUAUGCAUCUCUCUCUGUUAGCCUUGGAUACAAGCGGCUUUGCCACUGCAGUUUGAAAGAACACUGCUGAGAUGCUGUACCUUGACAUCCAUUCAGAAAAAAAAAACACGUCGGUGGACAAUGAAUCCAUGUAACGUCAUGAUAAAAUCAUGUGACCCCCUUCCUGUGCUGCUGUAAAUCAACUACUAUGCACCUGUCGUACCUGUAAUAGUAAUUGAUAAGCACUUGCACCUUUAAAUUCUUACACAUUAUGCACUUCUAGUUCUUUUUAUUUUAUUUUAACAACACAUAUUAAUUUUGGUAAAAGCAAAGUCCUUUUGAAGUGCAAUGCAGUAAAUGAAUGGAUGAAUAGAUCAGCCAUUCUAAUGCUGGGUGAAAUCUCUUCACCAAGUCUGCGUGCUUUAUAUAUUCAGUUGGGUGUGGAUGUGUCUGUCUCAUGAUCUCAGUUUUACUGAUAUCCAAUUUUAAUUAAGUGAUGUAAAAUCAUGUUUCAUUUUACAUUUCAUGAAUUGCUAUUUCAAUGUAGGAUACUACAUAACAUUGAAAUCAUUAUUAGUGUCUGGUGGGUGUUCUUACAGUGGUCAUAUGGGAUUAUUGCUUCCAAUAAUUAUUUUAGAGGUCAUAAGGGUCAUAUUCUUUUUUUCUGUGAUUAUUCUGUCAUGUCUCGUUAUGUCAAGGACACAUUAAGGUCUGACUGAAUGUUAUCUGCCAGAUGACAUUGUGAAUUGAUGCUCAGUUUGCCUGUAACAUUGCUGCUAAUUUUAAGCUACAUAAAAUUUAAUUAAAUGGGUUUUAAAUUUGU